UGAUUGCUUACAUUUGAAUGUUUAAGGUGGACAAAAACAGACCAAACAACAGGUUCCCUUGAUGAAUCGUGUUAUUUUUGGGGAACAAAAUGAAUGCUUAAUCUACAGAAUGCUGAUCGGAAGUGUGUUCGGGUUAACUGUCGGGCUUGCUUUUUACGAAUUCAUUAUCUCUGGCAUAGCCUUCCAGCCAUCUACAGUGUUCACUCUAGGAGUCGUAUUCACCAUGUUACUGACUCUGGGUUGCUCUCUAUCUUCUCAGAUCAGAUGCAUAACAUUGUUGACGAUGCCUUCAUUCUUCGGAAAGUCAGGGAGACACAUUGUGAAGGCUCUGGUCAUUAGUGCACUGAUGUCUGGACCUGUUCCUAACAUCAUGGUCAAUGUUGAAGAGUUGAUGAGGAUGUUUACCUGUAGCAACUCCAUGGCUCAUAACCUCUCUCAGGCUAGAUAUGAUCUUCUUGUCAAACCUUUCAAGAUUGCCUUCUUGAACACCAAGGUUGAAUCAGAAGAACUUAAAGAUAUGAUGGGAUUUGUAAACAAUGUAGUAGAGCCGUUUGCUCAAGAGAUAGAGGGAGUUGAUGAUGUCAAAUUCAUCCAAGAAGAAAACGACUAUAUGGAUGAAGCAUUGAAUGACACAAAAAGAAGUGAAGAACUAGAAAAUAAAUAUUCUAAUAAUUUAAGCAGGAACAUGUUUGACAUUAUAAAAAAUGUGAACAAGUCAACAAGUUUUAAAGAGUAUGAAUUAAAUAAUACAGUAACUGCUGAGGAAUAUCAAAAACAAUACUUGAAGAAAUUGGAAACUAGAUGUGAAAAUGUUAAAACUGGUAUGGGAAAAGCUUGCAAGAAGCGAUUUUCUAAUUUCAAAGACAAAUGUGAAGAGGCGUUACACUGGGCAAUAUCUUGGGCCAUUUGUUGGCCUAUGAAAUUGGACGUCAUCUGUGAUAUAGUUAAAAUGUUUACUUAUGGAGGAUACGACUGUGACCCUUCAUCCGUAGUCAGUAGUUGUAUUGGAAAAGGAUACAUAGAUCUAAGAAAUGCACCUGAUAAACUUCAAAAUAAAGUUAUAGAAGAGCGUAUCCAGUAUAAACUAAUUAAGCCUCCUAACAUUGUUGGACUUCACUCAGUGGUUUCAAUUACAAAAGAAUUCAUUCAUGAAAUUUAUUUAAAAAAGACUUUAGCCGAUGCCUUCUUGACCAUUACGAGAACUUUUCUUGCUUUUUUGUUUAUAAUGGUAAUUUUCAGUGCCCAAACCUACCACAAUAACUACCUACGAUUCACAGACUAUGAUAACAUUUAUAUAACAGCAGAUUAUAGGGUUUUGGAUGCCCGACGCCGUAAACACAGCAAAUCAACACUGCUUCCACAGACCAAAGUCGAGAGAAGAUUGACAGCUGAUCCAUACAGUCUGUCACUGUCAAAGGCAGAAAAGUCUGGUUUGAACAAAGAGUUUUGGCUAAUAUGUGCUCUGAUACUUGUUUGCUCAAUUGUUCUUGGGAUUGAUUUCGCUCUGAGUGAAGCUUUGGAUUGGAUAAAAAACAAUUUGGAGUUCUCAUAUUCAGAACAAGGACAACACAAGUUUAAAAUUGAUGUUGAAGGAAUUGGGUUUGUAGCUUCCCUUGUUAGAUCAAUUAUCCAAAGUUUCAACUUUAACAAAGAACUGAAAGGAGAAGUCAGUAACAGAGCAUGUUUACCAGUUGCAAAGCAUCUUGGCAUGAAAGCCUACAUAAAAUUGUACGGAACUUGUAUUUUUUUAUGUCUUCUGACAUACUCUGAGGGGUACUUAAAAAGACUCAGAAGAGCCAUUUGUGCUUUCUACUAUCGUGAACAAGAGAAGAAAAGAAUUGAGACACUCUAUAGGAGAAACAUAUAUGAUAGAAGGAAAAUGCUCAAAGGACAAAUAGAAGAAAUAUUUAAGAGAGUGAAAAACAAUGAAACAAUGUAUAACGAAAGAUGUCUCUAUCGCAUCUGCACAAGCGUACCACAGCCUUGGAACUUUCCCUUGAGAGUCUUCUCUUCAGCUCGUCCAGUAUGUGUGAUCUGCGAGGAAAAUGAGCCAUUCCUUGUAUUCUGGAAACCUAAACACCACAAGUGUACAAAGUGUGAUUCUUACUGCUGUGUGGAAUGCUGGGUAAACUUUGGGAACAGCUGUUUUAAUUGUUCUGCAACCGAAAAGAUUGACUCUGAUCAAGCUCUCAGGCACUCUGUGACUUAUAGUUAAGCCUCGUUGUUUCACUUUCUAAUAGUGAAGUUUUGGAAAUAGUUUACUGUUUUAACUUUUUCUUGUUAAGAUAGUACUUGUA
This is a messenger RNA of Macrosteles quadrilineatus (aster leafhopper), 2297 nucleotides long. Its product is annotated as protein sneaky-like. Gene Ontology annotation, cellular component: membrane. Bases 62 to 2215 code for a protein of 717 amino acids. NCBI's taxonomy places the organism in Eukaryota, Metazoa, Arthropoda, Insecta, Hemiptera, Cicadellidae. The record is from RefSeq and is a predicted model, not a curated record. The transcript has 14 exons.